This is a messenger RNA of Tetranychus urticae (two-spotted spider mite), 2439 nucleotides long. RefSeq names its product TRPL translocation defect 14 (gene Ttd14). Lineage: Eukaryota; Metazoa; Arthropoda; Arachnida; Trombidiformes; Tetranychidae. Gene Ontology annotation, molecular function: phosphatidylinositol binding; phosphatidic acid binding; GTP binding. Gene Ontology annotation, biological process: photoreceptor cell maintenance. The record is from RefSeq and is a predicted model, not a curated record.
AUAAUAAUCUUGAAUAAUUUAAUUUCUAAUUUUAGUCUAAUCACGUGUUUUAGUGCAAGAUAAAUUGUAUCAACAACUUGUGGUGAAAGUAAUAACACUGACUGAACAUCUCCAGAUCGUAACCUUCAUUUUGAAAUUAUGUUUCAUUCGUUUAAGUCUUUAGUUAGAAGGAUUCACACCAACAACAUUUUUAAAAGUAAGAGAACGAUGGUUUCACCAAUGGUAUACAAAUUGGUACUCACUGGAGGACCAUGCAGUGGUAAAACGACAGGGCAAGCUCAACUGUCAACCUUUUUUGAAAAUAUUGGAUGGAAAGUUUAUCGAGUACCCGAAACAGCAACAACUUUAUUCAGUGGAGGCAUCCGUUUUCCUGAUCUAGAUGAACAGGAGAGUGAAAAAUUUCAAGAAAAUCUCCUCAAAACGAUGCUGGCUAUUGAGACAACAUUUUUCGACCUUGCUUCAACAUGUAAACAAAAUUGUUUGAUCAUAUGUGAUCGUGGUACAUUAGAUGCUGCUGCUUAUAUGUCCAGAGAGUCUUAUGAUAAAAUUUUGGCCAAUAAUAACUGGAAUACGGUUGAACUUCGUGAUAAUCGUUACGAUCAAGUUGUCCAUCUUGUAACUGCUGCAGUUGGAGCUGAAGAGUUCUAUAAUACUGAAGAUAAUCCCUGUCGAACUGAAGGUGUUGAAUAUGCUCGUGAAAUUGAUCGGUUAACCGCUGAAGCAUGGGUUGGUCACCCUUACAUCGAUGUAAUUGACAAUUCAACCGAUUUCAAAACCAAGCUUCGUCGAAUGAUUGCUGCUGUUUGUCGUCGUAUCGGUAUUGAUACUGGAGAUCGGUUAUCUAAAGGCAGUCAAAAAUUGAAGUUUCUCGUUGAGGCUAAACCGUCUCAUGAUAGUAUUUUCCCACCUUAUCAAGACUUCGAGGUUGUCCAUGACUAUCUUGUGACAAACAAUCCAAGAGUCCAAUCUCGCCUUCGUAAACGAGGACAAAACGGAAUCUGGAGUUACCAAUAUACAACCCGUCGAUGUGAUUCUCAAGACCAAGUUGUUGAAAUCAGGAGACAAAUCAAUCAUCGUGAUUAUAUUAACUAUCUGACACAACGUGAUUACAGUCACUACACUGUUUACAAAACUCGUCGCUGCUUCUUGUGGGAACACAUGUACUUUCAAAUGGAUAUGUACAAAUCACCCUGUCAUCCAAGAUGCAAUGGAUUGAUCUUACUAGAAACUUAUACCACUGCGAAAGGUGAUGUUGUCAGAGAUCAUUUGCCACCAUUUUUGAAAAUUGUUAAAGAGGUCACUGGUGAUCCAGCUUACUCCAUGUUUAAUUUAUCUCUGAAAGCUGAAUGGGAUAAACAAAAUUUCCAUAACACCGGAAUGAAUGUCACCAAGAACACUAUCGAUUCCAAUGGAUUUACCAUUCAUGGAGCUGACAAUUCAAUCGUGGAAGGCACUAACAACAACAACAAUAACAACAACAGCAACAGCAAAAACAAUACUUCUAUUAAUAUCACAAACAGUCGCAUUUCCUAGUCUCUUCUUUACCCUUUUUACUGGGUUUCUUUCCUUUCAAUUAUUUUAACUUCCUCUCAAUCAUCAUCAUUUCUUUUUACCCUUUAUCUGAUUUCUUGAAAAUUCACCUUUUCAAGCUAUUAUAACUCUCUUCCUUUAACAUUAUUUCUUAAGGUUUCUAUCACUAGAAAUAGUACUUACUAAUCCAAGACGAGUUUUCUCGUUAUAAUGAGUUAUUUUAUAAAAUCUCAGUUUCCCAAUGAUAAUCUCACUGAAAAUCAAGUCUAUUUACUCUUACCCUCAGCUUACUUUCAAUCCUCUCAAUCAGUUGGUUUCGUUCUUUCACGUCCAUUAUUUUAUCCUCUUUUAUUAAGACUUAUUAUCUUGGUUAGUUUUUAUCUCAUUAAUUUUGACCAUAUUUGUGCUCAAAAUUUUACAAACUUACUUAAAUUGAUCUUCACCUCUUCUUCCCUAUCAAUGAAAAACAAACAAACAUGGGAACAACAUAUCAAUUUAAAAAAUAUAUAUAUAUACAAAAGGAUCAUUAAUUUGUGAAUCCUUAUAUUGUUUCCUUUCCCUGAGUAGACAUGAUUGUAUUAUUUUUUUCUCUAUCUAUAUAAAGAGAAUGCAUCAAAUUUUUGUGUAAAAAUUGUGUCUAAAAGGAUUGUAAAAAAUUGAGUACUUAUCAAGAUCGAUAUUGAUCUUCAAUUACGAAAAAUAGCCAGAGCUUUCUGGGAAUUGUUGUUUAUUAAUAAUUACUGAGAAAAUCAUGUUGGAGAAACAGGACAAAUGAAAAAGGACUAUUCAAAGUAUCGUGUGAGGAGGAAGCACAUGAUUAUUCAACUUUGAAGUUUUUUUUCGUUCGUCAUGUGUUCACAAAAGAUUGAAGUGCUCUGUUGCAAAAAUAAAUCAAACUUGUUGGAGAAA